AUGGCGGAUCCACUUCAACUGGCCUACUCUUCCAUCGGGAACGGAGGUGUUAACCCCGAUACAGCCGCUACCGCGCGUAGUUGUCUGCCUCUAGGAGACAUUGACUGUACGUGGGAGACGGUGGAUACUCCACUGACGUCGAAUCCGAAGACUGUGACGUGGAUUGUCACGCUUACGGAUGUUUUGUACUCGUUUUUCUUCAUGUGUUUCCUGCUCUUCUACUCGUAUCGAGCUACGAAGGCUAUCAAGGAGCAUCAGAACAAACAUCUAACACCUGCCAGAUACGCUGUGAUGGUGCGUGGAUUGCCCAAAGACGCGACGGAGAAGCAGAUUCUGGAUCAUUUCAAUAAUCUGUACGACCUACAUAAGGACGAAGAGUAUCGUAAGCUCUGGUUCGGCUGUUGUUGGGGUAGAAGGCACAAAGUGAAGCGCUCGAGAUCCGAGAAGGCGGUGAAUAGGAAUCUGGUGUCCAAUGUGGACCAUUUGGAAGAAUCUGCGACGAUUAAUAAGGACCUUUAUCUCAACACAUGGAUAGCAGAAGUCAGUGUGGCGCAUCCGACGGGAGGACUCUUGCGGACUUAUCUGUCCUCCAAGCAUCUCGGAGACAAGAAAGAGGAGGUCGAAGCGCUUAUCCAGACGCUAGAAGCCGAGAAAAGCCUCGCUCCCAUGGAUUUUAAUGCUGCAGACGAGAAAUUGAUCCACUCGUCGAGAAAGAAACUGGAUAAAAUUCAAACUCGACUUGAAAAAACCCAGCGGAGAAUCAAGGAUAUUCUUCCGGAAUCCGCCGAUACAAUAGACAAGAAAAUGAAUGGCAACAAGACGAAGACUUCCACUUCAAAGGACAAGCUAGCAGCUGCUGCGAAAGCUGCUAAAAUCGCAGCGACAAACACCCAGCAAGGGUUUAAUUGGGAGGCCUGUGAGUGCGCCUUUGUGGUGUUCAAUAAUCUGGAAUCCAGACGUCGCUGUCUUCUAGAUUAUCGUCAAUCCACGCGCUGGUUGGCGCGUAAUUGGCAGCCGGAAGAACUGCAAUUCCGUGGAGAAUUUCCGCUUAUUGUGACGAGAGCUCCCGAGCCCUCGAACAUCUUGUGGGAAAAUCUAGAAGUUACCAACCGAGGACGCUUUUAUCGCCAAUUAGUGACGAAUUUGGUGACAAUUGCGCUUCUGGUGACGUCAUGUGCCAUCAUUUCGGCAGCCAAGACGACACAGGACCAAUUCGCGAGCAAAACGCCGCCUGAAGGUCUGUGUGAUCGCGCUCUCCCAGCCGUAUAUUACGCAGAUACUUCGUUCUCUUACAAUGCCCAAGAGAAACCCAUUCUCUGGUCUCUGGCUUGGGAUGCAAAUCAAACAUGCACACCUGGAACAUCCGGAGAUAAUCGGUAUCACAUCGCGUAUACGAAUGGGAUUCUAAAUGAGUUCGAUUCCUCCAGAUUUUCUUAUGGAACAAUCUAUCCGAAUCCGAAUCGAUGUGUGGAUCCGUGUAUCUCGGAAUCGAGUACCGAGGUGUGUAAUACUCUCCCGUGCUUUUACUAUCAGGACCUGGUAAUGGUGGAAGGCAGGGCUUGUCAAGCAUACGACGCGAGUCAUGUGCUGUACUGCUUCUGCUCGACCCAACUGGCUACAAGUCUCAAGAACCAUGGCUUCGUGAACGGUGCAAGGAAGCUUUGGGAUGUCCUCCCAUGUCGUGGAUUUACCAAAGAUUAUCUGGUCAAGAACGCAUUUACUCUUCUCGCUGCUGGCAUCGUGGUAAUUGUGAAUUUCGUACUGAAUAAUUUUUUACGGAUGUUCGCAGUAUUCGAACGACACACUAGCGAAUCUACUAGGACAAUCCGUGUGGCAGUUCGGAUGUUUGGUGCGCAGUUUCUUAACACUGCACUCAUCGUUAUCAUCGUGAAUGCUUCCUUCGGAUUAAGCUCGGUUCCGGUAGCCAAGGAGCUUUUGGGAGGUAAAUACCGGGACUUUGAACGUGGCUGGUAUCCCACAGUAGGCAUGGGUAUCGCUACAACGAUGUUACUUAACGCCUUCUUGCCUCAAUUCACGCUGUUCAUGCAGAUGUACGUCGUCUCUCCUAUUCGUCACUGGUACAAGCGUCGCUCUAUCCGUACACAAGCCAAGAUGGACAAGCUGUACGCAGGUCCAACGUUCGAUAUCUCGUUAAGAUAUCCGAUGGUUCUUAACUCGGUGUUCGUAACAAUGGUAUUCUGCGGCGGCUCACCGGUGUUACUCUUCAUUGCCGCGGUAGCUGCUGCGGGGGUGUACUGGUUCGAUAAAUUAUCCAUUCUCUAUCUGUACAGUAUCAAGACGACGUACGAUGAGAUUCUCGGUGAAGUAACACUUGAGGUUCUUCCGUGGACACUAGCGUUACAUUUGGGAUUCUCCGCGUGGAUGUACGGCAACGCAGAGCUACUGAAAGGCACAAUGCUGGAUCUUCCGUGGCUCUUAAAAUCCGUUGGACUGUCGUCUGUAGUCAAAGAUCAUCCGGACGCGACGUCGGAUGAAUUGUACUAUAUUUUGACCGAGAACCUCGAGAAGUACGACGUGCUGGGCCCCAAUGGAUUCUUGGUGAAGAUUGUGUACUCACACGUGAUGCUGAUGACUGUACUGUGCUGUAUCGUCUCGAUCGGACUCUUGUUGUACACCAUUUUUGGUACGAUCGUGUUCGUCGUACUGGGACAGAUGUGGGCGGUCAUAAAACAUGCGUUAUUGUUCCCGAUAGAGCAGAUCCAGUCGCUAUUCUCAAAGGAAGAUGACGGUCCGAAGGAGACGGAUACUCUUGAAGAAGAGACGUUACCGGUAACAUUGUUACCUGAGUUUACCGAACCUUUUCUGAUGUCGGUAUCGAGGAAACACCGACCGGAUGAAGGGCUUGGAUUCCAGAGAAUUAAAGUGGAUAACACGUACGAACUUACGUGUGUGUGGCCGGAAGAUAUGGUGCAUGAGAACGGGGUGGAACGAGAGGCUGGAGAGCGUAAAUUGACGUGGGAAGUCAUGCAAGCUCCGGUCAAGUCGUACGCUAUUGAAGCUAACGAGAACGAGCAAGGGAUUUGGAACAUGUUCCGGAACCAGUAUCCGUAG
Messenger RNA from Phytophthora infestans T30-4, 3072 nucleotides. RefSeq lists its product as uncharacterized. Gene Ontology annotation, cellular component: plasma membrane. The coding region runs from base 1 to 3072 and encodes 1023 amino acids. The record is from RefSeq and is a predicted model, not a curated record. Lineage: Eukaryota; Oomycota; Peronosporomycetes; Peronosporales; Peronosporaceae. Gene Ontology annotation, molecular function: calcium-activated cation channel activity. The transcript has 2 exons.